AAAGAGAGGGGCGAGCAGCAGGAAAGUCUGGAAAAGAGAAUUUAAUUAGGUAGGGGGCCUAAGAUAGACAAAGUACGUAAAUCACAGUUGGCUUUUGCUUCGAUAAGUCGUUUUCGAAUAUUAAAGAUUGAAUUAAAUUAGAUGGCCAAAAGAAAAGAAAAACAUCAACGUCAUUCCUCUGCUUCUUCUUCUAUGUCUCAGCGUAAUCCCUCCAUAUUCAUUGUCGCUCUGUCGUCUCACCCACAGCUAUCACUCUGAAACGAUUCAUUUUCUCUUUCUUUUUUCUUUCGUUGUUCUCUGGUUCUGAAUCUCUGCUGUCGUUUAAUUAAUGCGAUUUCUCUCUCUUGGCUCGCUUUUUUUGGGGUUUCUUGGAGAGGGAAGAGAGAGGGAUGCGAUUUGCCCGAAGGGAAAAAAGAAAGAGCCAAUAAGUUGUCAGAAACUUGGUCAUUAACAAAUAUAUUUUUCUUUAUUCGGCUUUGUAAGAGUAAAGCAAAGCAUGUACCACACUCGGUCUCUCUCAGUCCACCACUUUCAAAUAGCUCAGCCCCAUUUACUUUGCCUUUCAAUUAUCGACUCCCCUCUUGUUCCUAUUCUGAUCUUUUCUUAGUCGUCUCUGAUCCCGAGCAGCCCUUUUCCUUUUUCGCCCCUUUUCCUUUCUCCAGGACCCAUUUGUGUUUGUUUCCCGAGAAUCGAAAAACCAAUUUAUAUUUAUUUCAGAUUCCCCCAAUUCCCUUUUUUUUUCUUUUCAAUUAGCCGCGUACUGCAGAAACUCCCCAUCCCCUUUUCUUUAUUUCUUUCUUUUAACUACCUAAGCAAUCGAAAACAGAGAAAUCAGUGCUCUGCCCCAUUUGAUUUUGAAAGUCUUGGUAAAGAGGAGGCUUGUUUUGUUCUCAACAAAUCAAGAACCGAGAGACAAAGGGAAAGUCGUUCGAUUGUGCAAUUAAUUUUUAGGAAAUCUUUUGCUGUUUCAUUAAUAUGGCAUCCACUAAACCUGUGGGUGGAACCUACUUGUUUGUUUUGUUGUAUGCAGAGUAAAAGAGGGAGGAAGAUGUUUACAUGCAUAGCAUGUACGAAACAGACAGACGAGGGGGGAGAGGAUGGGGGAGGUGCGCGUGGGAGUGGCACGCCGAGUACAAAGGAAGCCGUCAAAAGCCUGACAACGCAGAUAAAGGAUAUGGCGUUGAAAUUCUCUGGUGCUUAUAGGCAGUGCAAGCCCUGUACUGGCUCCAGUAGCUACAAGAAAGGACAGCGACCUUACCCAGAUUUCGACACUGCUUCAGAAGGGGUGCCAUAUCCCUACAUAGGAGGGGCAAGUGCGAGUUCGACACCUGCCUGGGACUUCCCCCCGGUCAAUCGCCACCCACACCCAAGAUCUGACUCAAGAUUUAAAGGGGUUUUCAGAGGUGACCAGACCCCUGGAGCCGAUUCCACCAUUUCGGCGUGUGACGUGGUGCUUGAGGAUGAGGAUGAGCCCAAAGAGUGGAUGGCACAGGUGGAGCCUGGUGUUCACAUUACUUUUGUGUCCCUACCCAAUGGCGGCAAUGAUUUAAAACGGAUUCGUUUCAAUCGAGAAAUGUUCAACAAAUGGCAAGCUCAGCGAUGGUGGGGCGAGAACUAUGACAGAAUAACGGAGCUCUACAAUGUCCAGAGAUUCAACCAACAAGCUCUUCAUACGCCACCAAGAACUGAGGACGGGAGGGAUUCUUCUUACUCAAGAAUGGGACGGGAUAGUCCGAUGACUUCGGCGAACAAAGAUUGGACGCCGAGAAACUAUAAACCCUCUGGAAGUAAAGGUUACUUUCCAUCUGAUCAGCAUUUUGAUCAGGGAAGCAGUCACCAUUAUGCAGGAUCAAGCGCCUAUCCCGCAGGCAGCGCAAAAGGUGAUAUGUCAUCAAUGGAAGCAUCACGCACGACCACCUCUUCUAGAGAUGAACCUUCGGUUUCCAUUAGCAAUGCAAGCGACAUCGAGGCAGAGUGGGUCGAGGAAGAUGAACCAGGGGUGUACAUUACAAUCAGACAGCUUGUUGAUGGCACUAGAGAGCUUCGUCGCGUCAGAUUCAGCCGUGAACGGUUCGGGGAGGUGAAUGCGAAGCAGUGGUGGGAACAGAACAGGGAGAGAAUCCAAGCUCAAUACCUAUAAUUUAUUGAUGGCAGGAACAGAAACAGGUUUAAAUUACAGAGAGUUGAGGAGCACCUUCAUGUCCCAAAAAGGAGUUCCAAAAAUUUUGUCUUUAGAAAUGUAAUAUUUCUCAAAAAGCCAUCUCACCAACAGAUACAAAACCAAAUUUCUGAUUUUCCUAUCAGAAUUCUGCAAGCCAUUCUUUUAUUUUCUUCCAAGGCAGAUAUAUUUUCAUCCA
Momordica charantia (bitter melon) is the source of this 2357-nucleotide messenger RNA. Its product is annotated as protein BREVIS RADIX. Lineage: Eukaryota; Viridiplantae; Streptophyta; Magnoliopsida; Cucurbitales; Cucurbitaceae. The record is from RefSeq and is a predicted model, not a curated record.